Molecule: messenger RNA, 1458 nt
Organism: Scleropages formosus (Asian bonytongue)
Lineage: Eukaryota; Metazoa; Chordata; Actinopteri; Osteoglossiformes; Osteoglossidae
Product: ras-related protein Rab-7L1-like
Exons: 5
Coding region: 269-913 (214 amino acids)
Biological process (GO): phagosome-lysosome fusion; endosome to lysosome transport
Cellular component (GO): lysosome; Golgi apparatus; phagocytic vesicle
Molecular function (GO): GTP binding; GTPase activity
Source: RefSeq, a predicted model, not a curated record
ACAAAGUCCACCCCGGACACACACGGCCACUUCGGCUUUCACUCUCUGUCACACACCCAGCGCAAGCAGUGAGGUGGCCGCCGCGGGCUCACACAGCUGACCUGCCUGCAGCAGUGGGUGGGGGCGGUUGGUUCGGGGCCCGAACCUGUGGGACCGGAAUAAUUAUAAUUAUUAUUUUCUGAGUGUGAGUGAGUUAGUUGGCGGGGAAGUGCGCGCGGAACACGGUAAAAUACACACGCGAGUGUGGGUUAACGGGCCCCCCGCCGAGAUGGGGAGCCACGACCACCUGUUCAAGGUGCUCAUCGUCGGCGACGGUCACGUGGGCAAGACCUCCCUCGUGCACCGUUACGUGGAGGAGCGGUUCUGCAAGAGCUACAAGAGCACCGUGGGGGUGGAUUUUGCCCUGAAGGUUCUGCCAUGGUCCAACACGGAGACGGUCCGCCUGCAACUGUGGGACAUUGCAGGUCAGGAGCGCUUCACCUCCAUGACCAGGAUCUACUAUAAAGAGGCGUCGGGCUGCGUGCUCAUGUUUGACGUCACCGACCCCUCGAGCUUCCGCAACUGCCACAGGUGGAAGGAGGACCUGGACAGCAAGGUCCGGCUGGCCGGCGGCAGCCCCGUACCCUGCAUCCUGCUGGCCAACAAGUGCGACUUGUCGCCAUGGCAAGUCUCCCGUGAAAGUGUGGAGGCGUUCAGCGAGUCCAACGGCUUCGUCGCCUGGAUUGAGACAUCGGUCAAGGAGAACAAGAACAUCAGUGAAUCUAUGAGAAUGCUCGUGGAGAAGAUGAUGGCAUCCCGGUCCAUUGCCGCGACCCCCGAGAAGAUGGGCAGUAGCUUCAAGCUAAACGAUUUGGCCACACCGAUGGCGAGUGAAGAUGGGGGGUGUUGUUCUGGUUUGAGGGCUGACCCAUAAUGCUACCCGUUCUUCUUCUUCUGAUUUCUCCAUUUGAACAGUGCCUUUCGUGUGGCGGACAGCUUAGUCACAGGUGAUUAAGAGCAUAAAUGGCGAGUAUUACUAGCAAAACCAACUUUUAUUUGAUUUGUAAUUAAUCUUUUCUUAUGUUUUCUUAUCUGAUCUUUGUCAGUCUCCACUGAAAACUGCAAAAAUGAUUUACCAGUGUGAACCCACGUUUACCCUCCAAGUACUUCGGAACACCUCCCUUUGUUGUCCCUCAAUUGCUGUCGGAUUUUUGUAGUUUUCUGCUCUGCAAGUGGGACAAGUACAGGUGUUACACUGAACGUUGCUCCGUCAGACCCUACACCUUAAAGAGCACUGACUUCCUCCACUUCUAGCCGCUUGGUACUCCCACACAUGAGGGGUCCAAAAUCAAAAGCCCCCUUCUUCUCAGUUCAGUCUCUGAUGUAGUGGGAUGAGUUUCCUCUGUACCGCCAAGCUGCUGAAUCCCUCCCACAUUGAAGAAGGGUUUCGAACCCAUCUCUUUGAGAGCCACAUCUUUC